Molecule: messenger RNA, 2287 nt
Organism: Diachasmimorpha longicaudata
Lineage: Eukaryota; Metazoa; Arthropoda; Insecta; Hymenoptera; Braconidae
Product: organic cation transporter protein-like
Exons: 8
Coding region: 269-2209 (646 amino acids)
Biological process (GO): transmembrane transport
Cellular component (GO): membrane
Molecular function (GO): transmembrane transporter activity
Source: RefSeq, a predicted model, not a curated record
AGCCAGCACGAGUCGAGGCGAAGCAGUGGAGUUGCAAAGGCGCAAUUCGUUGCAUUUUAGUUAAUAAAUUGGGUAUAUAUUGGAAGCGUUAAAAAAUUAAGUAUACAUUUUCACAAAAUUGAUUUGAAAAGUGAGAUGAAAGCUUGUGAAAUAAGUGACUUUCUAAGUGCAGUGAAAGGAAAUUCAUAUUCCACAUAGAAUAAAGGAAUUUCAAAUAUUUAACAUAAACUCACUGUUCUGUAAUUGAUAAAGCCAUUAGAUAUUAAUCAUGGAGACUAACGGCGAUGCUAGAGAUGGCAAUGGGAUAGCUGCUAGUGAUAGUCCCGUUCAUCCGAAAAUCAUAACACUUGAGGAAAUUGAAAAAACUAAAAAGAAAGGAAAAGAUGAUAUAGUGGAAACGGAUUUCGAUGAUCUUCUGCCCUACAUUGGAGAGUUUGGACUCUAUCAGAAAUUUCUCUUUGUCCUCAUGAUACCGUUCGCUUUUUUCGUCGCGUGGGUGUAUUUCAGUCAAAUAUUUAUUACUCUGGUGCCAGCUGAUCACUGGUGUCGAGUACCGGGGCUCGAGAAUCUCACUGUUGACCAGAGAAUUGCACUGACCAUACCACCGGCACGUGAUGGCGAGGAAGCAACUUCUAUGGGGUAUUCCAAAUGCUACAUGUACAGCCUUAAUUUCAGUGAAUUGUUGAAGAAUGGAACGAUUGUAGUGGUCGACCCCUCCUCACAGACUCAGCGAUGUCAGUAUGGAUGGGAGUAUAAUUUUACGGAUCUUCCUUAUGCGACGGUUGCGACACAGUAUGAUUGGGUUUGCGAACAAGCAGCAUUAGCUACAAUUUCUCAGAGCAUAUUCUUCGUGGGUGCUAUUUUUGGAGGAUUGAUAUUUGGAUUUAUAGCAGACAGAUAUGGAAGGAUUCCCGCACUCGUUGGCUGUAAUCUUGUAGGGUGUAUUGCAGGAUGUUCCACGGCUCUGAGCACAAAUUUCUGGCAAUUUACAUUGUGUCGAUUUUUCGUCGGCUUUGCUUUCGAUAAUUGUUUCACCAUGAUGUAUAUUCUAGUGCUCGAGUACGUGGGUCCAAAAUGGAGAACCUUUGUAGCGAACAUGUCCAUAGCUUUGUUUUUUACAUUCGCGGCAUGUAUUCUCCCUUGGGUUGCAUAUUUCCUUGCUGAUUGGCGAAUGACUUGCAUAGCAACAUCGCUACCACUCUUCUUGGCCAUUGCUACACCCUUAUUUGUACCAGAGAGCGCCAGAUGGUUAGUGAGCAUAGGUGAAAUUGACAAGGCUGUGAAAAUCUUGAACAAGUUCGAAAGAGUCAAUGGAACUCGAGUACCGGCCACUGUGUAUCGGUGUUUCAAGGAGAGUUGUGAAAGAGCAAAGAAGGCGGAGGAAGCUGAGAAUGGAUACUCUGUCAUUGAUUUGUUCAAAACUCCACGACUACGUGCUAUUACAAUUUUAUUAAUUAUUAUUUGGAUGGCUAUCUCCCUCGUAUUUGACGGUCACGUCCGUAAUGUCGACAACCUUGGAUUAAAUGUCUUCGUGACGUUUACAAUAGCCGCAGCUACGGAAUUGCCUGCGGACACGUUACUGACUCUAGUCCUUGACAGAUGGGGACGCAGGUGGCUUGCAUGUGGCUCAAUGGUUAUUUCUGGUAUAUUCAGUAUCUGGGCUUGUGCUGUUACAAAUAACAUGUAUGCAGCAUCAUUAGCUAUAUUAGGAAGGUUCUGCGUAAAUAUUUCAUACAACAUUGGUCUGCAGUACGCAGCCGAAUUGUUGCCAACAGUUGUGAGAGCUCAAGGAGUUGCUCUCAUUCAUACAAUGGGAUACGUUGCCAGUAUAGCAGCUCCAUUUGUCGUUUACAUAGCCAUUAUAUCACCUGUUCUUCCUCUUCUUCUUCUGGGAUUAUUCGGUAUAAUUGGGGGUUUUCUAGCCUUGUUUCUACCAGAGACUCUUGAUAAGGACUUACCACAAACUCUGACAGACGGAGAGGAGUUUGGGAGAGAGCAGGAAUUAUGGGACAUGCCUUGUUUUAUGAAAAAAGCGGAAAGUGAAAAACAGAGGUGCGAAAUAAUCAGACAUUAUAGGACCAGCAGUUUGAGGAGUAACUUCGGUGCUUCACUACGUGGUGAAACCUUUAGGAGUAGGAUGAUUCAGAGAUCCAGUAUUACAUCGCGAAAGAGCAUCUCUAACGCACCUGUUGAGGUCGUUAGGCUGUGAUGCUGUGAUGGAAUACAAAGUAUAAAACUUUUGUAUUAUCCAAUGUAAAGAGUGGAGAAUAAAAUAUGUAUAAGAGUA